CAAUUUUCAGUGAACGCCCAAGUGCGACGCUUGGAAGAGUCGCUCUCAGACGUGAACUCGACUCUUUUGUCUAAGGAAACCGAUCUGGAAGAUACCGUAAGACAACUGAAAUCCGCUCAGGACCAAUUUUUGAAUUUGCAAUCAGGAUACAAUAAAUUAUUGGCCGAAAAUGAUGCGUUGAAGCGCAAAAUCGACAUUUUAAAUAAUACGACCACAUCAAACGACAGUGAAAUAGAGCGCUUGAAAAAGAAACUGUCGCAAGUAGCAGCUCUAAAUAAGGAGCAUGAAAUGCAGCUGGAGAAACUCAGAACUGAGCAUGAUGAAAUGGAAAGAACAUGUCGUGAAAGAGCAAAGAGCAUUGAACAAUUGGAAAAUACAAACGAAAGUUUAGAAGGAAAACUGGAGAGGAUUACACAGGAAUUGCAGAUUCUUAAGGAUAAG
Messenger RNA from Anisakis simplex (herring worm), 441 nucleotides. NCBI's taxonomy places the organism in Eukaryota, Metazoa, Nematoda, Chromadorea, Rhabditida, Anisakidae. The record is from the annotation of a GenBank genome assembly.